AUGAAAAAGCGUAAGCUGCCAUCAACUCCCGCACUUCCUUCCCAGCCUUCUAGAAAAUCUUCUCGACUAUCCGAAAAAACAGUUGACUUCAGCAAUAAUGGGCUUCAAUUAAAAAAGAGUCCUCAUAUAAUAGAAACCCCUUCAAGAAAGACAAGGUUGAAGGGCCUUGGAACUUUGCAAAGUGGUGGUGUGAAAUCAUUUGAGGAACCCGAAUUAGCAGCACCUCAGCCUAUAUAUACUGGUCUUCCGUUGGAAUCCUUCCCAACUGCCAAAAUCAAAAAAGAAUCACUAUGGCCACUGAACAAAAAAAUUAAUGGUAACGGAAUUAACAAAAAGUCGAGAUCUGCAAGUUAUAAUAAUUCACGUAAUUCGUCCGUUACUCCACCAGAUGACAUUACCUCUAUUGACGGGGUUGAACAUGAUUACAAACGAAAUCUUAAAACAUCAAAAUCGGAAGACAUAUCUUCAGUCAGUGAAAUCAGAGAACCUGGACUUCCUAAGAAAAAACCAGGUAAAAAGACAGAAGGGUUGAAGCUCAUUAUCCGUACUCCGAAGAAAAUUAAGUCAAAUCAAACAUCAUCUAAAGCUACUGCGACUACCUCAAACAAAGUUAAGGUUAUCUCGCCUAAAAAACCAAAUAAUACAAAUCUUGCUCCUAUUAACAGAAACGUAAAUGAGCAAGAUACCCAUUCGGAAGGUGAUCCGGCUGAAGAAAAUGAAGAUUUUUGUAAUACGUGUGGUGGUUCAGGUGUCUUCAUUUGUUGUGAUUCAUGUCCAAAAUCUUUCCACUUUACAUGUUGUGAACCUCCUCUUGAAGACUGCCCUGAAGAUAAUUGGCAUUGUAGAGAGUGUGAUUUAAAACAGAACAAUCAACCAAAAGAAAACUGGAAUUUCAUUGGCCUUUUUGGGCCUUUAUUGAAUGAUACUCAGGGCAGAAAUCCGAUUGAAUUUUGUUUACCAAGGAAAUUUAGGGAUUCAACUUUUCACAAUGUGUCCUCUGAUUCUUUUAAUCAUUACAAAGAUGACCUGAUGAAACCAGAAAUAUCAUAUAGCAAGGCAAACGGAUCUCAAAUUUCUGGCUGUAAUAAAGAUGACGAUCUUGAGAUUGAAUCUUUAUACGAUUCCAAAGGAAGACCAUUUCUUUGCCAUAAAUGUGGUGAUUCGGGUUUGAACAAACGUUUUCUUAUCCAUUGUGACUAUUGUCCAUUAAUUUGGCAUUUAGACUGUCUUGAUAACAUUAUGUGCUCCACCAAGACGUUAGGUAGCAAAUGGAAAUGCCCGAAUCAUGUUGAUAAUUUAUUACCUACAUCACUUUUCAAUAAAAGAAACUUUAAGGAUAGUAGUGUGGUUGAGGUUUCCCUUCACAAUCAUUUUUUACAAAUAGCAUCUAUGAAUAAUCUUUUCAUAAAAUAUAAUGACCAGCCUUAUUUCAAGGAUGGUGCAGUCCCUUCAUUUCAAGAUUAUGCUCAGUUUGAGCAUGAAAGUUUCAUUAGAAAUAGUGAGUCUUCCUUUAAAGCUGAGGAUCAAAGAGAAUCCAUGGAUGAUUCCAAUUUUGAUAUUCAUCCCAACUUUAAGCUUCCGGCAUACUUUGAUUCAACAACAAAUUCUGAUGAUAAGGUUGUAGCGAAGGCAUCCAAUAACCUCUCGAAAUUACUAGUAAUCACUGAUAAAUCACAAGACACAGGGGUGACGAAUAAAGGGUUUGUUUAUCGAGUACCCGAAGAAUCUAUUAUUUUGAGUUUUAUGGCCAAGUCAAAAGAAUUACGUAACACUAAUCCAGAAACUGUCCGUACUAAAAAGGCAACUAUUAUGGAAGAAAUUAGCGAUUACGAAAAUAGAAGCCGUUUGGAAUCAAACUCAGAUGAAUUAGAGCUUGUUGAUGGCCUUUCGCAAUUAAAACAAAGUCCCAUAGUACAUCAUCCUUCCAACAAAAUUGAUUUUGAUGAGCUUGUUAAAAUAGCUCUAGAGAGCGAGGGUUCAACUCCAUACACAGAAAAUAAAGAUGUUAAGGAUUCCAUUUCACUGGAGGAGAUUGACGACUUAUUGAAAAUCAAAAAACUUAUUGAAGCAAAAGGGAGAGAAUCCCUAAUAGAUUUUUUAAAGUCAAAUCCGAAACAUUAA
Molecule: messenger RNA, 2121 nt
Organism: Hyphopichia burtonii NRRL Y-1933
Lineage: Eukaryota; Fungi; Ascomycota; Pichiomycetes; Serinales; Debaryomycetaceae
Exons: 1
Coding region: 1-2121 (706 amino acids)
Biological process (GO): regulation of transcription by RNA polymerase II
Cellular component (GO): Rpd3S complex
Source: RefSeq, a predicted model, not a curated record